AACAUUAAUGGCGGGAACUACGUGUUGCAUCGGGCACCUGUUGCAACGAUGAUAUCGUUCAAAACCCUAUAUCAACCGAGCACACGUUCCGUCGAAGCAUCAAAAUCAUCUAGGAUGUUGUUCGAAAGAAAGAAACCGUUCCCUAUGAUGACCUUAAACAUAAAACUGUGCAAAUUGAUGGGGCUUUGGAACGAGACGAAUCUACCAAAGCCGUGCUGGCAAGCUGUGUUCUACGUAGCCUCCAUGAUUUGCCUGUACAUUCUGCCCGGCUUAAUCUUCAUAAUUCGACAGGAACACAAUAUUCAUAUACUGCGAGCUGUUCUGGAAUGCAUUGCAAUGACGGUGUAUACUCUACGCUUUAUUAAACAGGCGUUCCACCGAGAAGAGCUACAGAGUUGCUACAACGAAAUGCAAGAAGUGCUUACAGAUAUCAGCGAGAACAGGGACUCCGCUAUUCAGACACUAUUGAAACACCUACAGCGAUCGGCUCAAGUUCUGGUCAAAUAUUAUCUCAUUUCAAUAAUGUCUCAAUCGCUUUUGUACGGGCUUAUUCCGGCGCUGGCGAGUUUCAAUGCAGAUGAACUACCACCGACGGUACUGGAACAGGAUUUUCUACUAUUCGAUCAUCGCUCAAAUGUUUGGAUAUGGCUGGCAGUAUUGAUUUUGUGUCUCAUCCUCCAAUACGUUAUGCUAUUAUGUUUAACGAUCCAUGAUACCUUUUUCUGGAAUACUUUGCACCACAUAUCGUGUCUAUUUAAACUAGUUAAAAUGGAAAUUGCUCAACUCGAUGACUGCAAGGACGCUGAAGAUUUCAAAGAAAAACUGGCUACUAUAGUGCAUCAUCAUGAAGUUUGCUACAGAGCUGCUCGCGUCGUUGAACGAGCCCUUCAUCCGGUGUUGGCGAUGCUGUACUGUUUUUGCAUUUUUGGAAUGUGUAACAUAAUGUUUAUAAUUUACACGGUUGAUGAUUAUCUCCUAAUCGCGAUGGAGUCUUUUGUGCUGAACUAUACCACAUUUCUGAUUUUUUCUUUUUCGAUGCUAGGAACAGAGCUCAUGGAAUCCAGUUUGUCCGUUUCGGAAGCUAUCUACAAUACGCAGUGGUAUACCCGAUCGGUAAAUGAACAACGGCUUCUACUGUUCAUGCAGAUGAGAUCCCAAAGAGUGGUUGCGAUCAGUGCCGGAAAAUUCUUCAACAUUACUCGAGCCACAUUUGCAGGGGCCAUGCAGUCUGCCUUUUCGUACUUUACUAUCAUUCAACGUUUCUACGGCUAAUUAGUUUGGCGACGCUAAACUGAAACAGCAUGUUUUGAGAAAAUCCUUUUACAAUACAACAUUGAUAAAACACCUG
Messenger RNA from Topomyia yanbarensis, 1348 nucleotides. RefSeq names its product putative odorant receptor 71a. The record is from RefSeq and is a predicted model, not a curated record. The transcript is spliced from 6 exons. Gene Ontology annotation, biological process: sensory perception of smell; detection of chemical stimulus involved in sensory perception of smell. The coding region runs from base 49 to 1272 and encodes 407 amino acids. Gene Ontology annotation, cellular component: plasma membrane. NCBI's taxonomy places the organism in Eukaryota, Metazoa, Arthropoda, Insecta, Diptera, Culicidae. Gene Ontology annotation, molecular function: olfactory receptor activity; odorant binding.